This is a messenger RNA of Pelodiscus sinensis (Chinese soft-shelled turtle), 1719 nucleotides long. The record is from RefSeq and is a predicted model, not a curated record. NCBI's taxonomy places the organism in Eukaryota, Metazoa, Chordata, Testudines, Trionychidae.
UCUCACCUUCCUCCCCCACACUGCCUCUGUGGGGCUGUGUGUGAAAUUGCGCUUAUUAACCAGUGAGCCCAGCAUAAUCAAUUAACUGUGUACAUGGGUACACGUUCACAUUCCUAACUUUAAUAAAAGUGACUUUUUUUUUGUCAGAUGUGAAACCUGUAGUGGAGAGGAAGCAAAGUAUAAGUGUCCACGGUGCAUGAAAUACUCCUGCAGUUUGGUGUGUGUAAAGAAGCACAAAACUGCACUGAGUUGUAAUGGAAUCAGAGAUAAGGCAGCAUUUGUCUCCAUAAAUGAGUUUAGCGAGUUGAAUCUCCUAAGUGAUUAUUGUUUUCUUGAAGAUGUAGGAAGGAUGGCUGAUGGUGCUGUUCGAGAUAUUUCCUUGCAUAGACCAACAACUAACAAAUCUAUAAAUUAUUUGAGAAACCGAGCUCGAAAGCACAAUAUCUAUUUGAAAACUUUACCCAUUGGAUUUACAAAAAGAAGAGAAAAUACAACCACAUUCAAUAAGAAGGAGCAAAGGUUCUACUGGCAUUUGAAGCUCAUAUUUCCUCAGAGUCAUGCCGAAUACAUAGUAAAAAGGGUGUCCGAUGAUAAAAUACUAGGUGAAAUCCUUAAACCUUACAUUGAUCCUGAAGAAUCAGAUCCUGUUGUUCGUCAAAAAUUAAAAAUAUAUACAAUGUCUCCUCCAUCAGAUAUACAAAUUUUAAUGAAAAUAGAAAACAGGCAACAUAAUUCUGUCAGCUAUGAUGAAUUGGAUACCAGUAAAAGCCUUCGAGAUAAUUUGAAAGACAAGGUAGUAAUUGAGUACCCAACAUUGCUUGUGGUGUUGAAAAAAUUCAAGAAUGAUAUGGUGGCUCUCAGCCAAGAUGCCAAUGAAUCCACUGAGGACUUGGAUAGUGAUAGCUCAUCACUCUCGUCUGAGGAAGAAGGGGAAAUACGGGACAGUUCUUGAAAAAUCUCUUUUGAUAGGAGGAGAUGUGGUCAGCAUUUUGUAACUUAUUUUUUCCAUUAAAUUUAUUUUGACAAUUUUGUUUUAAGGGCAACAUUUUUAAAACCGGAUGCCUAACUUUAAGGCAAGUCCUAGCCAUGCAUUUCCAUUCAUCACUAUAUAGCUCUAAGAUACAUUCAUCUUGUGUAGUAAUCUUGGACAUCUAGCUUUUUUCUUUACAUCCCAGCUCCGUAUUUCUCAAACAGAACUUAAAAAUCUUGCUGUUGACUUACGUGCCUAACUUUUGACUCCUAUUUUUUCAAUAAAAUCUUGAUCUAAAUGUUUUUCUAGUUGGACUUACUUUUUACAGUAUUUCUUUGCCAUGCUGAGCCUCUAUAGACUGUCAUAAUUCCUUAUUGACUAUAAUGUUCAUUUGUUAACUAUUUGUAUGUUUAGUGCAGUAAAUUUAACUUUUCAUGUUUAAGAGCUUAACACAUUGUGCCAGGAUCCUGUGAGAACCACUGUCUUCUGGCUACAGCAGUAGUGCACUUUUGAAAUGUUAGCCUGAGGUUGUUUUAAAUUAGCGUAAGUUUGAAAAUCAAUAGAACUGAAUAAAUUCACUAAAUGCAGGUAAUGCUUAUACAUUUAUGGCUUACAAAUAUUGCUUAUUUUGUGUAUCUUUAUAUUGUGGUUUCAUCUGUUGAAAUCAGAUAUUGUAAAUAUUUCCUAGUUUUAAUGGAUUAUCUUCUCAGAUUUAUCUCUAAUUUAAUAUAAAUAAAAGAUGCUGCAUA